AUGUCUUUAACUCCAAUUGCCACAAAACGUCCUCCUAGCCCAACUGACAAAGACGACGUGAAGAAGAAAAAAAAUAUUGACGCGCAAUAUGCAUUAGAACUAAAAUUAUCUGAGCCAUCUGAACGUCCAAGUGUUGGAACCGCUGGAAGAAAAGUUAGUGUUAGAACUAACUAUUUAAGGGUUCGCUCGCUUCCCAGCACUGCCUUGCUUCAUUAUGGCUUUGUCGUGGUACCUGAUGCAAAGACUCCUUUGAAAACAAAGAUUUUUUCUCAGUUGGCUUCUCAGGGUACUUUUGGAAACACGUGUUCUGUAUUUGAUGGAAAUAGCGCUAUCUAUACAUGUAUUCCCUUACCAAUCGGUGAUGACAAAGAAUUUUCCAUUCAGAUAGAAAAGAUAGAAAUGGAUCGACUCAUCGAAUACCUUAAAGAAAAAUGUAUAAUGACAAGUCAAAUCCCAACUUGUAUUACGAUUCUUAACACCGUGUUGAAUUAUGGUCCGAGAAAAAGUUUUGCUGUCGUGAAGCAAGGAAUUUUCCCAGAUGACUUUAAUGAAAGGCCUAUCAUUUUGACUGGUGGUAUCGAAUUGAAAAUCGGAUUUUGUCAAACUAUGAGACCAGGAUGGGAUAAUAUGUUGGUGAAUGUCGACGUAUGUGCUGGCCUUUUUUAUCCGGCAGUAUCGCUGAUCGAGUUUUGUCGACAAACUUUAAACAAGCAUGAUGUUAACGACCUCAGACGAGGAAUUAAUGAUUAUGAGAUGCGCGAACUUGAACGUGCUUUAAAAGGCAUCAAAGUUCGAGUUACACAUCGUGGUGAUCGUAAACCGGUAAUUAAGGUGGAGCGACUCUCUUCUAAAGCUGCGGACGAUCUUUACUUCAAAAAUGAAAAAGAAGGUCGAGAUAUGUCCGUUGCCGAAUACUUUGAUAAAAAUUACAAUCGCAGACUCGAAUUCAAAUCUCUACCUUGUAUCAUGGACAAAAAGAAGAAUUAUAUUCCCCUUGAAGUAUGCGAGAUAUUAAAUAGUCAAAGAUAUGAAAAAACCCUCAGUGAUAGAGCUAGAGCAGAUAUGAUAAGAAAGACGGCUUUGCCCCCUCAAGAUC
This is a messenger RNA of Racocetra persica, 1096 nucleotides long. NCBI's taxonomy places the organism in Eukaryota, Fungi, Glomeromycota, Glomeromycetes, Diversisporales, Gigasporaceae. The record is from the annotation of a GenBank genome assembly.